Molecule: messenger RNA, 1898 nt
Organism: Ricinus communis (castor bean)
Lineage: Eukaryota; Viridiplantae; Streptophyta; Magnoliopsida; Malpighiales; Euphorbiaceae
Exons: 2
Coding region: 620-1732 (370 amino acids)
Source: RefSeq, a predicted model, not a curated record
AACUGGAGAAGAUCCCAUUUUGCAAAGCUGUUUUUAUCUUGCGAUGGAGAUUCAGUAAUUCGAAUUCUCAAAAUUUCAUGUAAAUAUAUAAUAUUAAUUGAAUAAUAAUGAGUACUCGACUCAAAAGAAAAAGAAAAAGAAAAGAAAUGAUUUCCCGGAAAUGAAGGGAUAAAAAAGGACCCCAAUGUUUCCUUAAGACUCGCUCUGCUUCCCCAAACUCAUCUCCAACAAUACACACCGGAGCAAAUAAUAAGAAUUUUGGAUAAGACAGACAAACAGAAACAGAUAGAGAGAGAAACAAAAACAAAUGUAAGAAAAAAAGUAGAGUGAAACCUCUCUCAAACAAAAAAGAAACAGAGAAGAGAGGACAUCAUCUUUAGCUUUUCUUUUGGUGCGUCGCCUGCCCUCUCUAUCUUAUCUCUUCUUUUUUUCUAUUUUAUGUCUUAAUUAAUACUGCCUUUCUUGUCUCUGCUGCUCCUAUUUUAUUAUUAUUAUUAUUAUUAUUAUUACAAUAAUUCAAAGCUGCUGUAAAAAUUAUUUCAUAGCCUCCAGAAUACCUGUCAAGGAACCCCCCAAAGAAGGCGGCGGUGGACGACGGAGGCGCUCGCUUUUAGAACAAAUGUCAGGGGACCUGGCCGGCUUAACACUGGAUGCGGUGUUGGGUGAUAAACAGGCGCAGCCAACACCGACAGCGACCGCACAGAUGAACAGAACACUUUUAGAUAUAAUUCGCGACGAAGAGCCACACGGUUCAUUGUUCGGUCAUAAAGACAAGAAGAGCUGGAAAGCCUUCAGAGACCGCCUCCGCCUCAAGCGAGCCGGCGCUGCUUGGACCUCCACAGUUCCAAUUCCGGCUUCUGAUAUUCCUAUUUAUAAUGCCAACAGCACGGCCUCUAAUUUUAAUCAAUCUAGAUCUUUAAUGUCACGCCGUAAUUCUGUGCGUUUCACCACUCUUUCUUCCGGAGAUCACUCUCCUCGUCUGGAAGAAGACGAUAAUGGCUAUCACAAUAAUGAUCAUCCGCCAGCACCGGCACAGGCAGUUUCGGUUUCCGGUUCUGCCAGGCCGUUUAUGGUUCGCCGGGUAUCCUCUCGGUACGGAUCAUCACUCCUGCCGGAUGAGAACAUCCAUGCUGUCGGAGAUGAACCUCAGUCGCGGAGCUUUAGACCGCAAAUGUCGCGGCAUAAUUCAACUCGGAACGGUGAGUCUCCUUUUACUGGCGGCGGGGAAGAUGAGGUGGCGCGUGAAGGUGGUGGUGGCAGCGGUCGUCGUUUAGGAGCCGCACUGGCGGAGGAAAGAGCGCUGUCGGCGAGGGAGGCCGUGGCUGCACAGGAAGCGGCAGAGGCGGAGGCUGCUGCUCAGGCGGCGGCGGAAGCUGCGGAGGAGGAUGAAGGGAAUUCUCCGGGUGCGGAAGAAGCGCAGCCAGUGAGGAUGUCGUUGAUGGAUUUGUUGGAGGAGACAGAUAGACAGAUGGGAUUUGUGGGGUCCAGGUAUACAAUAGGAGAUGAUGAUGAGGAAUGUGAGGAAGAACAAGAAGAUGAGGAUGAUAACGGAGUGGACGGCGGCGAUGGAAUAGAACACACUUGCUGCGUGUGCAUGGUUAGGCAUAAAGGUGCGGCGUUUAUCCCCUGCGGUCAUACUUUUUGCAGGCUGUGUUCAAGAGAGCUUUGGGUUCAAAGAGGUAAUUGUCCUCUAUGCAAUGGAUUCAUUGUGGAAAUUCUUGAUAUCUUUUAGUGUUUUUCUUUUUUGAAAAAUCAAAUGCUAUUUACAUUGAUAACAAAUUUCAAAUUUGUGUAAAGACAUUUUCUUUCUUUCUCUGUAUCUUUGUAAUUUUAGUGACUUGUUAUGGAUAGAUUUUGAGAAUGGUACAAAUAAGAAAUUGGAUAAAUUUCAGAUUCCA